Rhodamnia argentea is the source of this 1584-nucleotide messenger RNA. RefSeq names its product putative adenylate cyclase regulatory protein. Lineage: Eukaryota; Viridiplantae; Streptophyta; Magnoliopsida; Myrtales; Myrtaceae. Bases 1 to 1584 code for a protein of 527 amino acids. The transcript has a single exon. The record is from RefSeq and is a predicted model, not a curated record.
AUGAACUUAGCCGAAAUUCUUGGCCUUGAUGGGUUGGACUUCUUGGAAAGUUUGUAUCUCUUUGAGUGCGCUUCACUUGAGGAGUUACACCUUCCAAAAUCUGGUCGCUUGAAGUCAUUAAAUGUUACUGGUUGCAAAGUGUUAGCUGAAAUUCAAGGUCUCAAUAGACCGACGGGUGUUGAAGAAUCAGAAUUACCACAAUCCCUAGACACUCCCUUCAAGUUGGAAAUCUUGGGAGUCACUCUUUGUGAAUCUAUUGAAAUACUGGACGUUUCGCAGUUAAUCCAUCUAAGGGCAUUAUUUACCAUUCAUUGCAAGAAUUUACGUGCAGUUCAAGGUCUUGAUGGAUUGAAAUAUUUGGAGCGCUUGACUAUCACGUUCUGCAAUUCACGGCUGGACCUUCCACACUUCGGACGCCCGAAGAAAUUGGAUGUUCGUGAUUGCAAAAAGUUAGUCGAAAUUCAAGGUCUCGAUACGUUGAUGUUCUUGGAAGAGCUGAGCAUCUCCGAGUGCGCUUCAAUUGAAAGACUGCUUCUUCCAAAAUCCGGGAGUUUGAAGAUAUUGACGGCUAAAUCGUGCAUGAACUUAGCCGAAAUUCUGGGCCUUGAUGGGUUGGACAUCUUGGAAAGUUUGUAUCUCUUUGAGUGCGCUUCACUUGAGGAGUUACACCUUCCAAAAUCUGGUCGCUUGAAGUCAUUAAAUGUUACUGGUUGCAAAGUGUUAGCUGAAAUUCAAGGUCUCGAUAUGUUGGAGCUCUUGGAACGGCUGUAUAUCUCCAAGUGCGCUUCGGUUGAAAGGCUAUACCUUCCAAAAUCUGAUAGUCUGAAGGAAUUAUAUGCUAAAUUUUGCGAAAACUUAGUCGAAAUUAAUGACCUUGAUAGGCUGGAGUCCUUGGAAAAGUUGAAUCUCACUGGGUGCAUUAAAAUUGACACGCUAAAACUUCCAGAAUCCGACAGUCUGAAGAUAUUGGAGGCUAUAUCUUGCUUGAAAUUAGCCGAAAUUCAUGGCCUUGAUAGGCUGGAGUUCUUAGAAAUGUUGGAUCUCACUAGGUGCGCUUCAAUUAAAAGGUUACCAAAUUUAUGUUGCUCCGUCACCUUGAGACGGUUGAGUAUCAAUGACUGUGACAUGCUUCAGGAUAUUCAGAGCCUAGGGGGAUUCCCAUCCUGCGAAAGUCUAUGGAUUGAAGAUUGCAAGUCCUUAGCAGCAUUACCGAACUUGUCAAAUUUUCAUAAUUUACAAAAAUUGUUCCUGUCCAACUGUCAUGAACUCCGGGUGAUCCCGGGGCUUGAAGAGUCAAUAUCUCUAGAAUGUAUUGCUAUCUCAGGAUGUUCCUCGAUUGAGAUGUUACCAGAUUUGUCGUCGUGUACCCGCUUGAUGAGUCUGAUUGUGCAAGAUUGCCAGAAAUUGACUGAGCUUCAAGGGCUCGAGAAAUUGGAGCAACUAGUGGAAUUGGACAUUUCUGGAUGCAAGUCACUCGAAACAAUUCCAAAAUUAUCUGGAACACGACUUUAUCAGAAUUACGAGAAAAGACCAUUUGACUCAGGUGGUCCCAGAGUGAUACAAUUUGGAUUUUCGUAUGUUUGA